AUGGCAACAGAAGAGGUGGUGCCCGCCGUCUCAACCGAGGUGGAAAAGGCCCAGUGCGGCAUUAUGCUGUUCAACCGGUGGCCCUACGAUGAAGUUCAGGUUAGUGACAUUUCUGUGGAAGAUUACAUAACUGCAACUGCAGCUAAGCAUCCGACAUACAUGCCCCACACUGCUGGAAGGUACCAAGCAAAGCGAUUCCGGAAAGCUCAAUGCCCAAUAGUUGAGAGGCUGACCAACUCUCUCAUGAUGCACGGGCGCAAUAAUGGGAAGAAGCUCAAGGCUGUUAGGAUUGUGAAGCAUGCUAUGGAGAUCAUCCAUCUGUUGACUGAUUUGAACCCCAUUCAAGUCAUUGUUGAUGCUGUUAUCAACAGUGGUCCAAGGGAGGAUGCAACCCGUAUUGGGUCAGCUGGAGUUGUGAGGAGGCAAGCCGUUGAUAUUUCUCCUCUUCGCCGUGUGAAUCAGGCUAUCUACCUGCUCACGACAGGUGCACGUGAGAGUGCUUUCAGGAACAUUAAAACCAUUGCUGAGUGUCUUGCUGAUGAGCUUAUCAAUGCCGCCAAAGGAUCUUCCAACAGUUAUGCUAUUAAGAAGAAGGAUGAGAUUGAGAGGGUUGCCAAGGCCAAUCGUUGA
Striga hermonthica is the source of this 630-nucleotide messenger RNA. NCBI's taxonomy places the organism in Eukaryota, Viridiplantae, Streptophyta, Magnoliopsida, Lamiales, Orobanchaceae. The record is from the annotation of a GenBank genome assembly.